AUGGCGAAGAUGAAUUUUUUGACGCCCGUGAGGUGUUUGCUUCAAUGUCUGACACAUGCUUCGAUUGCUCCCCAGAAGAUUGUAUUGGCUCGUGAUGAACAUGAAGUUCAGCAGGAGAGACUAGAGCGUGCAAGGUUCUAUGGGAAAACUUACGAUGAGGUUCCUGGAGCAGAAGCACUUGUUGUCAGAGUGGUCUCUUCUGUGGACAACAAGUUGGAAGUCAAGCAACGAUUUCUUGAGAUCUUUCAAGAGGAAAAUUACCAUGUGGAGUUUGGGUAUAAGUCUAAGGGGCAACUACAGGCUUAUUAUAAUUGGGCUAUUGCCAUAUCUGAUAGAGCCAAACUCCAUGGACGUACAAAGGAAGCUGAAGAACUAUGGAAACAAGCAACAAAGAAUUAUGAAAUAGCUGUCAAACUAAACUGGAACAGUCGAUAG
Messenger RNA from Lactuca saligna, 435 nucleotides. The record is from the annotation of a GenBank genome assembly. NCBI's taxonomy places the organism in Eukaryota, Viridiplantae, Streptophyta, Magnoliopsida, Asterales, Asteraceae.